Cryptomeria japonica (Japanese cedar) is the source of this 2529-nucleotide messenger RNA. Its product is annotated as putative disease resistance protein RGA3. The coding region runs from base 1 to 2529 and encodes 842 amino acids. Gene Ontology annotation, molecular function: protein binding; ADP binding. NCBI's taxonomy places the organism in Eukaryota, Viridiplantae, Streptophyta, Pinopsida, Cupressales, Cupressaceae. The record is from RefSeq and is a predicted model, not a curated record. Gene Ontology annotation, biological process: defense response. The transcript has a single exon.
AUGGCAUUUCUCGGAGAAGCUGCUAUAGAGAAAAUUUGUGAGGUGGCCGUGGAGAUGGCCGUUCAGAAAUUAACUGAGGAGGCAAACCUACUACUGGAUUUCAAAGAAGACUUCUCGUGGUUAAAGGAUAAACUCAUAUAUGUAAGGAGCUUUCUGCAAGAUGCUGAUCAACAGUCUCCACAUAAGGAGGGUGUAAAGCAAUGGCUAGAGAGAAUUCGCGUUGUUUCCCUGCUUGCAGAAGACAUCUGUGAGGAAUGCGUUGUAGAAUCUAUUUAUGGAAAUGAUCCUCACUAUUGUGGGAUGAGUUAUAAUAAAUUGAUUUUUCGCCAUAGGAUAGGGCGGAAAAUCAAGGACAUCAAGGAACGCAUGAGAUCUAUUAUUGAAGAUAGCAACGAGCUGAAGCUAUUGGGUGAAGUUUGGUCUUUAAACGAAGCAUCGCCCAGUACAUCUCAUAGUGUAGACCACAACAAAUCUUAUCUUCUGCCCAGUGGCAGCUAUUCACACGCAGUGGGAAUAGAGUCCAAAGUUGAUUACAUGCUCAGAUUGUUGGACACCAAUGCCUCUCCAAUUAUUGCAGUGGUUGGGAUGGGAGGUAUAGGCAAGUCUUAUCUUCUUCAGCAUGUUUUCAACAACGUAAAGGAAAGGUAUGAUAAAUCUAUAUGGCUUUCAUUUUCUCAGUCUUAUUCCAUUUCCACGUUGCAAUGCGACAUAGCUUCCCACUUAGGUUUAGGACAGCACAUUAGGAGCGAGGGAAUAUCUCAUGAGAGAGCAGCAGAGUUGAUUCAUGAAAAUCUCAAAGGAAAGAGAUAUCUUGUGGUCUUAGAUGAUGUGUGGGAGGCGAGGGAAGAUUUAUUAUGUAAGCUUGGCCUCUUAACCGGAGACAAUGGGCAUUGCAAAAUUCUGGUUAGCACAAGAAACAGAGAGGUUUGUAUAAUUCUGAAUGCUCAUAUUUACGAGAUGCAAUUUUUGUCAGAGAAAGAGAGUUGGAGUCUGUUUUGUUUCUAUGCAUUUAAAGGAAAUGAAGCGCCAAAUCAUCAGCUCCACGGAGUAGGCCGUGACAUUUUAAAGCAAUGUGGGAAUUUGCCGCUAGCUAUCAAAAUGGUAGCUGCAUCUCUGCCGAAGACAACAAUGCCAAGGGAGUGGGAGUCAAAGCUCCAUCGGCUUAAAGGGGUAGUUGUUGCCGAUGAUGAUCAGAUCAUGCCCAUUCUCAGACUCAGUUAUUUCUCAUUGCCUGCUCGUCUUAAAGCGUGUUUUUUUUAUCUUUCUUUCUUUCCCAAGGUUGAGCAGAUAAAAUGUGAGUAUCUAGUAUAUCUGUGGAUAGGGGAAGGCUUUAUUCCAGCUGGAGAGGGUCAGUGGGAGGCAGCAUGGGAUUGUAUUAAUCAGCUUGCCAAUCUCUGUCUGCUUCAAGUAUGGGAACAAUAUGAGGAUAGGCCAGGUUGUAAACUAACCAAUUAUUGUAGAGCUCACGAUUUGUUGCAUAAUUUGGCCAUAACAAUAUCAAAAGAAAAUAAAUGUAUUUUUUCAGUUGAGGAAGCUUCUUGUGGUCAAUGUGGUGACUGCUGUCGGAUUUUACUGGGCAUGAAAGAUGUAAAUGACCCUCCCAUAUCAGAGAGACAUCUUCUUUGGCUCCACACCCUCUCAUUGUCUCAGAAUUGGAGGAUUAGAAGAAUUCCCGGGGACAUGUUUAAUGCUAUGAGAAGAUUGCGUGUUCUCGAAUUGAGCGGGACCAGCAUCUCUACAUUGCCUCAAAGCCUUGGAAAGUUGAAACUUCUAAAAGUCUUGAAUUUAAAUGAUACAGAAAUUGAGAAGGUACCAAAGAGUGUGAGAUACCUGAAAAGUCUCUUGUUUCUUGCUCUGCCUAAACGAUGUAAGGAAUUGCCAGUAUGGAUAAAUGAAGUGAAUUGCCUUCAGCAUUUAGAGUGCAAGGGUGUUAAACGCAUGCCAAAAGGAAUAUCAAAGCUAAUUGCUUUGAGAACACUGCGAUCAGGUGAGUUAGACCUUUCUAGUGAAGGCGAAGGAUUCAUGGGACCAAAGGAUUUUGUCAAUAUCACUCAACUUCAGGAACUAUCCUUAGAUGUUAACAAGGCAAUGGGUUCAAGGAUAGAAGAAGGGAUACUUGCACUACUGGUAAAGAUGCGUCGUCUGACAAUUCGUAACAGCACUGUAAAAGAAUUGGAGAUUCCGAAGAAAAUGACAGCAAUGAAAGAUCUAGAAAGUCUUAUACUAUGGAGUUUUGCAGUAGGAAGUUGGAUAUGUGACAUGGCAAAUUUGAGGGAACUCGAGUUAAAGUGGUGUGAUUGUAGUAAUUAUCCAAAGUUGCCAACAAUGCCCAACCUAGUGAGGUUGGAGUUGUCGGGAAAUGAUAGCUGCAAAGAACUGCCAAAGGCUUUUGGGCAGCGGGGAGGCCUUAUGCAUCUGCGCUUCUUGAAAAUUGAUUGGUUCAAUGAAUUAGAGGAGUUUCCUGAAUUGGAGGAGGGGGCAAUGAUAUGUCUGGAGGAGUUUCAUCUAUGUAAUUGCAGGAAAGUUUAA